UAUGUAUUCUGCUUAUUUUGAGCACUUUUUAAUAACCAAAUAAAGCAAACAAUAAACCAUAAGAAUGGCAAGUGGCAAUAUUCUUAUUCCCAAGGUACGUCAAACAAUUACGAACGCUAAAGAUGUUACAGGGUAGUACAAAGUUCACUCUGUAACAAUUCACAAACCCAGCGCUCUGCUAAGGAAUCUGAAAAUAAAAAACAAAGUGUCACCUGGAAGACAAAUAAAAUUGUAUUCGAUAAAUGUCAAUUGAACGUCAUUGUUGGGACCGAAAUGUUGCGUUCAUCAAAGAAUUUUAAAAAUAUGCGCAAGGUGAGUCCAAUGCAGUAUUGACAUUAGGCAGUAUAAAUAAGGAGAAUUUUCCAACAUUGGCAUACAACUAUUCAGUGAGUCUUCGAGUCAAAGCAGCAACAAUUAGCAAACACGACCCUUCACCAUGAAAUUCUUCAGCGUCUUCUUGGCUAUCUUCCUCAUCUUCACUUUCAUGCAGGCCACAUCCUGUGGACUUGUUGACGCUACCGUAAAACUUUUGAAUGGCAAAGAAUCCGGUAAUGACGGCAAGGGAACUUCCAAGGGAUGCGAUUCGGGAUCCAAGGGCAAAAGUCUGAUUAACGCAGACGUAGAAGCCUUAAACAACUUAUGAUUGGUCACUGAUUGUAUCUUUUUUUGUCUGACGACACUUAUGAUGUAAAAAAUAUAUUUGUCUAUGCUUAACC
This is a messenger RNA of Acanthoscelides obtectus, 716 nucleotides long. Lineage: Eukaryota; Metazoa; Arthropoda; Insecta; Coleoptera; Chrysomelidae. The record is from the annotation of a GenBank genome assembly.